This is a messenger RNA of Loa loa (African eye worm), 1581 nucleotides long. RefSeq names its product RPN-3 protein. Gene Ontology annotation, cellular component: proteasome complex; proteasome regulatory particle, lid subcomplex. Gene Ontology annotation, biological process: regulation of protein catabolic process; ubiquitin-dependent protein catabolic process. The record is from RefSeq and is a predicted model, not a curated record. The transcript has 11 exons. The coding region runs from base 12 to 1574 and encodes 520 amino acids. Gene Ontology annotation, molecular function: enzyme regulator activity; protein binding. NCBI's taxonomy places the organism in Eukaryota, Metazoa, Nematoda, Chromadorea, Rhabditida, Onchocercidae.
UUCAGGAAAAGAUGGUAUCGAAGAUGGAAAUAGAUGAACCAAAAGAGAAUGCCAGUGAUGAAAAAGAAGAGAGUGGCGAUGCAAAAGGAGAGGAGAAAGAUGACAUGUCAAAAUUGGAAGAUCCCGACACUGCUAUCCUAGAAAAUUUACGGGCAUGGUGUUCACAAUUGGAAAAAGGUGAAUUGCAUGUGCUCCCACGGAUGAUUCAACUUUUACACAAAACUCGAAAACAAUUGAGUGGGAAUGUGCUUAAAAAGCUGAUUACUUCACAACUGAUGGCGUUACCCCUUAUCAGGGACCAACUCAUAUCUUGGCUUCCGGCUACUCCAAAUAUUUCUGGUUUUGUCCAGCCGAUGGAAGUCGAUGUAAGCAAAGGUGGGCGUUCACCACGACCUUCCAGACGUUCGGGUGUUCAACCAAGUGUUGCUCCACCAGCGGAAGUAGAGCUUUAUAUCCAUUUGCUUGUCUUACUUCAUCUUGUUGAUCAGAAGAAACUAGAGGAAGCAGAAAAGUGUGUGGAAACGCUAAUUGAGCGGAUCGACUAUCACGAAAAACGUUCUCUGGAUUCCAUUGCAGCAAAAGCAUUCUUCUACUUGUGUCUCAUUUACGAAACAAAAAACAAACUUGAUCAAUUAAGAGCUUAUCUAAAUGGUCGCCUUCGAACAGCAACGCUUCGUCGACAAUAUGAUUCACAAGCAGUGUUGAUUGUCUGUCUUUUGCGUGCCUAUUUGCUUGGGAAACAUUACGAGGCUGCAGCUAUGCUUGUUUCAAAAGUGACAUUUCCGGAGGGUGCAUCGAAUAAUGAUCUGGCACGUUUUCUUUAUUAUCAAGGACGAAUCAAAGCAAUGCAGUUGGAUUAUACUGCUGCCGCCGGUUAUUUUAUGCAGGCGAUUCGCAAAGCUCCGCAAGAUGCUGCUAUAGGUUUUAAGCAAAAUGUACAAAAAUGGAUUGUUGUGAUUAGUUUACUACAAGGCGAAAUUCCAGAACGAUCCGUGUUUCGCGUACCAAUUCAUCGAAAAACAUUAGCACCGUAUCUCGAACUUACCCAAGCUGUUCGUUUGGGUGAUUUAUUGUUGUUCAACAAAGUGCUGAACAAACAUGCAAAGCAUGUUUUUGGGCCUGAUGAAACUUUGACGUUGAUUGUCCGUCUUCGGCAAAACGUCAUCAAAACAGCGCUGCGCCAGAUUAGUACUGCUUAUUCUUGUAUAUCGAUCAAUGACAUUUGCAAAAAGCUACUUUUGAAUACCGAACAAGAAGCGGAAUACUUGGUAGCUAAAGCAAUCAAAGAUGGUGGUAUUGAAGCAGCGAUUACAUUUGAUUCGCAGAAUUCAUCCGAGAGAUACAUGCAAUCGAAGGAAACGGAAGAUGUUUAUCGUACCACAGAACCGCAGACGCAUUUUGAUACUCGUAUUCGUUAUUGUUUGGAAUUGCACAAUCAAGCGGUGAAAGCAUUACGUUAUCCGCCAACAGCUGGUAAAGGUGUGGUUGAAUCGAUUGAGGAGCAGAGAGAGCGUGAACAGCAGGAGUUAGAAUUUGCGAAAGAAAUGGCUGAGGAAGAUGAUGAUGACUUUUGAAUAAACG